AUGGAGCGUAGGCAAGACAUGACAUUAGAACGUCUAGCAGAGACACUAGAACGUCAAGUUGGUGAAGAUCGUUUACAUGAAGGUGAUACAUGGUAUCUUGUAUCUUCUAGAUGGUGGAUACGUGUCUUUGGUACAUAUUCAAGCAACAAUUUCGAUCGGAAUGAUGUUCAACGACAUGACAAAAGUUUCUUGGAGAUACAAAAUGCGUGUUUGUUAGAUCUUGAUCGAAGUGAUAAGAAACAUCAGAUUACAGUCCUUCAACCGAUGUUGAUGGAAGGUCAAGAUUAUCGUCUUGUUAGUCAACGAGUAUGGAAACAACUUGUGGAUUCUUUUGGAUAUGAUUGGGAAAUUCCACGACUUGUUAUCACUCAAAGACUUUCUAAUACUUUACUAGUCGAAGUACAUCCUAUUACGUUUGAGAUAUUUGGAUGGCGUUCAGGAUUAAGCGAACCUUGUGAACUAUUUGACGAUGAGAAGAAACCAUUGAUACUAACAGCAAGUCAAUCGUGUUCUUUAAAAGAGUUACAAUUAAAAAUAUGGCAAAUUGCUUCUAAAUCUCAACUUUCGACUAUGUUUGCAGACAUUCAGGAAGAAAGUGUGAGUACAGCUUUACAAGUAUGUUAUCGAGUGGAUGAACAGUCACUUUGGAAGUCGUUCAAGGAUGUACGUGUACAAACAGAUCAAACAUUUACGGGCUUUCAACUUGCUCAAAAUCCAGAACUUAUUUUGGAAAGUAUACGAGUUGAACAUUUAGAAUUGAAUCAACAAGAGUUGAAAAGUGGAAAUGUGCGAGUACAUCAAUUAUUAGUUGAAGGACGUUUUGAGUCGAAGGAGAAUUCGCGUGAUUGGCGACACAAUCGUUUUUAUAGUCAAAUUCUAGCUGAAGCAUGGCGUUUUACACUUGAAAGUGGUCAAUUAAUUGAUGCAAUGGAUACUGAUAACAAAUGGUAUGAAUCUCGAAUUGUAGACUUAAAAGCAAAUCACGUGAAAGUACAUUAUCGUGGUUGGACGUCCAAAUGGGAUGAAUGGAUUGAUCGUUUAUCUUCACGAUUAGCACCACUACAUACCAAAGUUCAAAAUUGGCGAGAUUUUCAAAUAGACGAUAAAAUUCUUGUUGGAUCAGAAGUGAAAGAAAAACCAUUUCCCGAAUGGCGAAUUGCUCGUGUGAUAGAUGUGGAGAAAGAAUUAACUAAUUCCUUGCGAAUUCAACUCGAAGUUGAUGGUAUGAAAGUCUGGAUGGAUGCACAAGAUGAAAUGUUAUGUCCAGUUGGGACACACAAAGCUGUGAACAGCUCAAAAUUUAUGACUUCAAAUGUACAAUCGCAUUCUCUUGUGUCAUCGUACAGUCGAUACGGACGAGAUGAAAUCGGACGCGGUCGUCCAGCCGUUGCUGGUGUCGUUGGACUUGUGAAUUUAGGCAAUACGUGCUUUAUGAACAGCAUGUUACAGUGUUUAAUCAAUACUGCACCUUUACGUGAAUAUUUCUUACGAAAAGAUCCAACGUCAGGUCAUCCAUUUUUUACUAAAGAGAUAAAUCGGGAUAAUCCACUUGGAAUGAGUGGAAUGAUGGCAGUAGAAUUUGCUAGUCUUUUACGUAAAAUGUGGAGUAAUGAGUUUCGAGUUGUGACGCCAACAAAACUCAAGUCAGUCAUUGGACAGUAUGCACCUCAAUUUGCAGGAUAUCAACAACAAGAUAGUCAAGAAUUAAUGAAUUUCUUGCUUGAUGGACUUCAUGAAGAUUUGAAUCGUGUGAAAUCAAAACCAUAUACUGAACCUGUGGAACGAAAUGGACGCACAGAUUCAGAAGUAGCACGAGAAGAGUGGCAUCAAUUUCUUCGACGGAAUGAUAGUGUAAUUGUUGAGAACUUUAUGGGUCAACUUCGAAGUCAUGUGACGUGUUCGAAUGCUAAUUGUGGGAAUGAAUCGAUUACAUUUGAUCCAUAUAUGAAUCUAUCUGUACCAAUUCCAAGUAACGAAACAGUGCGUGUUCAAGUGCAGCUCUUUUGGGCAAAUGGUGACAUUCCAACGCAAUAUGCAUUAUGUCUACCAAAAGAAGGAUGUAGUAUCUUGACAGCAAAAGAAAAAUUAAGUGAACUCUCGAAAGUUCCAAUGGAACGCAUUUAUUUCGUCGAAGUUUGGCGCCAUCGCAUUGUACGACCGUAUGCAGAUAAAAUGUCAAUAGAACGAGUACGUGAUCACAUUUUACAUGCAUAUGAAUUGGAAAAACCUGUGACAAAGUAUUCGUUCUCGUCAUCUACGAUUCGUCCACAUACUGAAGCACAACGAUUAGAGACAUUGGAAUUACAAGAUGAAACGAAAAAGGAGUUUGAACUUGUAGAAUUACUCCAUCAAGCGCCAGUGGCAUCACCAGUUGAUGGACGUACAAUUGACGAAAGGUACGAUACGUUUGAAGACAACAAUUACAAACAACGACGCGUUGAGGUGAAAUGGUUUAAUUUACCACUUUUAGUCUCCAUUCAACGGAAAUCGACGAAGGCUCAAGUUCAUGAUAAAGUAUGGCAAGUCGUUCAUCGUCUUGUAGCUACAGAAGCAAGUGAUCUGUCUGAGAAUCAAGUAGGAUGUAAGAAAGAUCAGCAAGUACCGUAUCGUCUUCAUGUGACUGAAGCAAGUGAUAGAAUGACGUACAUGAGUGAUCUUUCGAGUGAUUCGGAGCCAUGGAAUGUGUUUAGAAAACGUCCUUUUAGCUUAACGUUGGAGUGGAAUCGUUAUGGAUAUCAGCGUGGGUACGAUGAGACGUCAGCUAAGCGAAUUGAGCCACACGAGUCAAUGAAACAUUUGACCAUUUCAACAGAAACGGAUCCUUUAACACUGUUUGAUUGCUUAAGUAAAUUCACUGAACGUGAACAACUUGGAGAAGCCGAUACAUGGUAUUGUCCAAAAUGCAAGACUCACGUGCGUGCAUUCAAGAAGUUUGAUCUGUAUUCUCUACCGAAAGUAUUGAUCUUUCAUCUCAAACGCUUUCGAUAUGCACAAAAUUCAUUUUACAUGCAUCGAGACAAGAUUUCAUCCCUUGUCGACUUUCCUACUGAAAGUUUGGAUCUCUCGGCAUUUGUAAUCGGACCAGGAAAAGAUUCAAAGCCAUUGUAUGAUCUCUACGCCGUCUCGGAACACGUCGGUGGUCUAGGGGGUGGACAUUAUACGGCUGUGGCGAAAAAUCCAGAGACCAAGCAAUGCGUAUGUUUUGUUUUAUAUCCGUCGAGAUUAAACGUCCACUCGUUUCAUGAUUCGGAACUUUCGAUUGUCGUCGGACAAGGCAAUCAACAAGACUUGGGACUUUUGACAGGACUAUCAAAUAAAAGAUUUCUUUCUUCGUACAGAAAUAAACUAAAGCUUCUUAACUUAGACCAGGCGUUGAGUCGAGUUUUUCGAUUGAAGCGAAAAGUACGCAAUGCCGAGACAAAGUUGUUUGAGUGGAGACCAUGUACUUGUACACUUGUCGUUCGUGAUGGAAGACAUUUGCUGCUUUUGCAGACACGAGGUGAAAAGCAGGAUGGGAACGAUGAAGUGGAGAUUGUCACGAUUGACGUAGCCACGGAGCUAAUUGAGAUUGUAGCGGAAAAGAACAAAACACGAUGCAAUCUGUACUGGAUCGCACAAGUGCGACGUCUACAACAAAAGUAUCAACAGCAUGAACCUGAUACCAUAGCGACGAGAUUAGAAGAUGUACAUAUUGCACCACUCUCUUCAUUUCAUUCGAAUCUCUCAGAGCUUCCAAAGUCUAGAACGAGACGUUUGGAGCUAAAGAAAGACGUUUGCUCGUUGAGUCAGGAUGAUCGCUCCAGUUCCUCUUCUACCUCUUGUCAUUCACCAGCAGUCACUAGUCGAUGCUGUGAUGAGACUCAGCCAACGGCUACUAUCAGUGACUUGGACUACACUAUCGAUUCUUCCAGCUGUUCACCUGCUGACGAUUAUGAAGGUAUUGAUCCGCCAGUGUCACCGCUUUCAUCUAUUUCAUCCAAGUCAACAACAAUACCGCUGACUGCUUGGAAACGAUCUGGUUACUCUCAACUUAACAGCCCAUACUACUCCUCUUCUUCCGAUAGCAAUAUAUCUCACCGUUCUAUACGUUGCAGAAUCUUAUCGCACAGUAUUAAACUCGAUGACAUGAAGCCAGAAACUAGCCAAGAUGACGAAGAAUCAGCUAACACGAAUGAGCUGAAUGAGAGAAGCAAAACGUCUUCGAGCGAAGCAGAAGUCACUACAUCUUCUCAAGAACGUUCUGUAUAUCGACGAAUGCAGCAGCAUGAUAACGUUGUGAAUCGAAGCUCUAGAGUACAUGAAGAAGACGAGUCAUCACAAGCCGAGCUACAUAUCCUUCAACGUGUGGAAGCAGCACUACGCAAGCUUGAGCUCGAAAAUGCACAAGCUAAAACACGUGAACGAGAGCUACUGCAAGAGAUUCAGACGCUACGAGAUGCCGCACAAGUGGCAGCAGCAGAGCAUCAACAUACAAUACAUGAAUAUCGAACCACUCGACGUGAGCUUGAUGCAUGGAGACGUGCAGCACAAGCUGCCGAGGCUGCUGCAACACAAUUGGAGCAACAAUUGAGCAUUGCAUAUGAAGAAAAGCAACUCGUUGCAAGUGAAAAGCUACGACUUAAACAUCAAAACAACGAAUUGCGUACACAAGUACAUCGGCUUGAUUCACUUGUUUACGGUCGUUUUUAA
Molecule: messenger RNA, 4689 nt
Organism: Plasmopara halstedii
Lineage: Eukaryota; Oomycota; Peronosporomycetes; Peronosporales; Peronosporaceae
Product: ubiquitin carboxyl-terminal hydrolase 4
Exons: 8
Coding region: 1-4689 (1562 amino acids)
Biological process (GO): protein deubiquitination
Molecular function (GO): cysteine-type deubiquitinase activity
Source: RefSeq, a predicted model, not a curated record